Caenorhabditis remanei is the source of this 2094-nucleotide messenger RNA. RefSeq lists its product as uncharacterized. The record is from RefSeq and is a predicted model, not a curated record. The coding region runs from base 1 to 2094 and encodes 697 amino acids. Lineage: Eukaryota; Metazoa; Nematoda; Chromadorea; Rhabditida; Rhabditidae. The transcript is spliced from 13 exons.
AUGUUUCCAGGCGGUACCGACCGUGAAGGCAACUCGCUCCUAGUCGUCUCCACCUCACAAGUGCAAGAAUGCUCCUACGAGAACCUGGUCUCACUACUCGCCCUCCUGUCGGAAACCCUUCCACCGUCAACUCUAUUUACAGUACUACUAGAUACCAGACAUAUACAAUUGAAGCAGUUGAAGUUCUAUUUGAGAGCUUGUCAGCAAGCCCUGUACAAAAAAGUGCGUCAAGUACUAAUUAUCCAACCGGAAAAGUUUUUAGAUCAGCAGAAGAUAAACUUUGAUUUGAUAGUCAGUGGGUACACUUUGAAGACAGUGUUGAUCUCCAUGCACAAGCUAUCAAAAUUCGUUGAUGUGAACCAGCUACCAGAGCAGUUCGGUGGCACACUUGGAUAUGAUCCGGAUGCAUGGCUUGAGAAAAGGAUUGAAGUGAAAAAAUGGCAGAACUACCUUGCGGAGCUUGAUGUCAACACUUCUCGCCACAACCUCGACGAAGAUCAAAAACUAGAAGAAUUCGUGACACGACUGCAAACCACUAAACGAAUUGAAGACGAGUACGCGGCUCUCUCGCUGAAAAAAUCGAUAAGAGAAGUGAAAGCGAGGGAGGAGGAGAAUAGUAAAGAGGGGUUGAUCAAGGAUCACACCGCCGGAGUCUCGGAUUUUUUGGAUUGGAUUGAAGGGAGUGGGGAGAAGUGGUUGAAUUCGUUGUGUCAGGUGGCGGAUAAUGUGGAUGAGGCAGAGAGUUUGGUGAAGCAACAUGAGGAAUUGACGAAUAAGACGAAGGAAAUCGAAGAACAAAGCCAUCAACUCGCUGAGAUGGCCACACGGCUAAUGGCUGCAUGUCCGCAGGUCGCAAUCGUGCUUCAGAAGACCCGCGAACAAAUCCGAGACGUCGCCGAGCACUUUGCAUACCGUGUGGAAGCUCAAACCCAGUUUGCACUUUCUAAUAGAAAUUUUCGAGAGAAAGUUGGAGAGUUCAUCAAAAAAUCCGACCAAAUGCUUGAAAAAGUGUGCGCGGAGGACGGUAAUACCGUAAAACCAAUAGAGGAGUUGACGACGACAAAGAAGGAGUUAGAUGACUCGGUGAACGCGAUGAACGUAGCCUUUGAAGCCGCCGUGGAUGCCGGAGAGGGGACCGUGGCGAAGGUUCGUCAGUAUGCAGAAGUUCUUCCAGCAGAAGACAUGGUUGCUCAGAUCGGAUCAAGUCUUACCUAUAUUUCACAGAGACAGAAUAGACACAACGAACUAGCUAGUGUAAAACGUCUAGAACAACAACAACAUAUCCAACUAAUGACGACUUAUGGGGAUUGCGACCAAGCUAUCAAAUGGCUCGGUGAGCUUAAAGAAACCCUCCACAAGGAAUACAGUCUAUCGGACAUCGAUGAGGAUGCCGUUAGAAAUUUGAGAAAUGACCGCCAGAAUUUGGAUAGAACUGCGGUGAGCACCUAUCAAUAUGGGAAACAGUUACUUUCGAUGGCCAAGAAUAGUGAGAGAUCAACGAUGAAAGAGAGGACGACAGAGGAUAGAAAAGAGAAAUUGGAAGCAGCUUGGAAGGAAUUGGACCUGGCGAUUCAGAAUAAUGAGCAGAGAUUGAAAGUGGUGGAGUCGUUCAUGGCGACGCACAGACAGAUGAUGGAACGAGUGAUUGAAAUCGAGAAAUCGCUCCGAGAACGUCUUCGUGUAAGCGGUAAACUCAAUUCGAUCACAUUGAGCACAGAACGGAAACGACUUCGAAAUGAUAUCGAAGAACUGUCAAACAUCGGAAAAAUUUUAUCAGCUCAGAUCAACGCGGAUCAUACAACAACUCCUCAAGACAGACAAACUGCUAUGAAGCAGAUAUCAGAUAAGAUCGAUGAAGUGAUGUCUGCUCAACGGAGGAUGGAGAGUCUGAUUGGAGAAGACGAGGAAGCGGGGUCGAGUUCUUCGGGCAAGGAGGAUAAGCACACCCCUCGAAAAUCGCGUCCACUCUCGAAAGUGCCCGAAGAAGAAGGUGGCGACGUGUCUCCCGUUUUCCCUCGUGCCGUCCGACUACUCGAAACAAAUGAAGGAAUUGCUCCGGCGAUCCGCCUAUCCAAAAAUGAAUCCUACCUUUGA